Molecule: messenger RNA, 9422 nt
Organism: Nycticebus coucang (slow loris)
Lineage: Eukaryota; Metazoa; Chordata; Mammalia; Primates; Lorisidae
Gene: ZNF618
Product: zinc finger protein 618
Exons: 17
Coding region: 193-3162 (989 amino acids)
Source: RefSeq, a predicted model, not a curated record
GGGCCGGGGGUGGGGGCGAGAGCCGGCGCCCCCCCCCCCGCGCGCCCCCUGCGCCCCCGCCCCCCCGGCCUGAGCGGGGCGGGCGGAGGAGGGAGCGGCGGCGGCGGCGGCGGCGGCGGCAUUGUGCGCGCACCAGCAGCCCGGCCCGGGAGGAGCAGGACGCGCCGGGGCCGCCUCCUCCCGCACGGACCCAUGAACCAGCCGGGCGGCGCGGCGGCUCCGCAGGCUGACGGAGCCAGUACAGCUGGAAGGAAAAGCACCUCAAACAGGGAGCGCUUGAAGCGCAGCCAGAAGAGCACCAAGGUGGAAGGCCCAGAGCUGGUGGCGGCCGAGGCCUCACUGAGUGCCGAGCAGGGGACGAUGACUGAGGUGAAGGUGAAGACAGAGCUUCCUGACGACUACAUCCAGGAGGUGAUCUGGCAGGGUGAGGCCAAGGAGGAGAAGAAGGCGGUCGGCAAGGAUGGCACGGGCGACGUGCCUGCCGAGAUCUGCGUGGUGAUCGGCGGCGUCCGCAACCAGCAGACCCUUGAUGGAAAAGCUCCUGAAGGCAGCCCCCACGGUGGAUCUGUGCGAAGCCGGUAUUCAGGGACCUGGAUUUUUGACCAAGCAUUGAGAUAUGCAUCUGGGUCCUAUGAGUGUGGAAUUUGUGGCAAGAAAUACAAGUAUUACAACUGCUUCCAGACCCACAUGCGGGCACACCGAGACACCGAAGCCACCUCAGGGGAGGGAGCCUCCCAAAGCAACAACUUCAGGUACACAUGUGACAUCUGCGGGAAGAAGUACAAAUACUACAGCUGUUUCCAAGAGCACCGAGACCUGCACGCGGUGGAUGUGUUUAGCGUGGAAGGGGCCCCUGAGAAUCGGGCAGACCCCUUUGACCAAGGCGUCGUAGCCACUGAUGAGGUGAAGGAGGAGCCCCCGGAACCAUUCCAGAAAAUCGGGCCAAUGAACAAUAUUACAUCAGACAUUUUUAAGAAGAAAGAAGUUAGGCAGUGCCAAAAGAGAGAAACUGGCAAUUACACCUGUGAGUUCUGUGGGAAGCAGUACAAAUACUACACGCCCUACCAGGAGCAUGUGGCCUUACACGCCCCCAUCAGUACUGCCCCCGGGUGGGAGCCACCGGAAGAUCCAGACACGGGCUCUGAGUGUUCACAUCCAGAGGUCUCCCCGUCUCCACGCUUCGUGGCAGCGAAGACCCAGACGAACCAGUCCGGGAAAAAAGCUCCGGCCUCCGUGGUCCGAUGUGCCACACUCUUACACCGCACCCCUCCAGCCACCCAAACCCAGACGUUCCGCACUCCAAAUUCGGGAUCUUCAGCGAGCAAGGCAACUGCAGCAGAAAGCGCUUUCAGUCGGAGAGUAGAAGGAAAAGCACAAAACCACUUUGAGGAGACGAACAGCAGCUCCCAGAACUCCAGUGAAACUUCAAGUCCCCUGAUUUCCAAUCCCUUCCCUCUCCUACAGAAGCCCUACACCUGCGGCGCCUGCGGGAUCCAGUUCCAGUUCUACAAUAACCUGCUGGAGCACAUGCAGUCCCAUGCAGCUGACAAUGAAAACAACGUUGCCUCCAACCAGUCCCGAUCACCACCCGCUGUGGUGGAAGAGAAGUGGAGACCACAAGCCCAGAGGAACAGCGCCAAUAACACCACUACCAGUGGUUUAACACCCAACAGCAUGAUCCCUGAGAAGGAGCGGCAGAAUAUCGCUGAGCGGCUGCUGCGGGUCAUGUGUGCUGACCUGGGUGCUCUGAGUGUGGUCAGUGGGAAGGAGUUCCUGAAGUUGGCCCAGACCCUGGUAGACAGUGGCGCCCGCUAUGGGGCCUUCUCAGUCACCGAGAUCCUGGGCAACUUCAACACCCUGGCACUGAAGCACCUGCCGCGCAUGUACAACCAGGUGAAGGUGAAGGUGACCUGUGCCUUGGGCAGCAAUGCCUGCCUGGGCAUCGGGGUCACCUGCCAUUCGCAGAGUGUGGGCCCCGACUCCUGUUAUAUCCUCACAGCCUACCAGGCGGAGGGGAACCACAUCAAGAGCUACGUGCUGGGCGUGAAGGGCGCGGACAUUCGUGACAGUGGCGACCUGGUGCACCACUGGGUUCAGAACGUGCUGUCGGAGUUCGUGAUGUCAGAGAUCAGGACCGUAUAUGUGACAGACUGCCGCGUGAGCGCGUCCGCCUUCUCCAAGGCUGGCAUGUGCCUUCGCUGCUCAGCCUGUGCCUUGAACUCGGUGGUGCAGAGCGUGCUGAGCAAGCGGACGCUGCAGGCCCGCAGCAUGCACGAAGUCAUCGAGCUGCUCAACGUGUGUGAGGACCUGGCGGGCUCCACGGGCCUCGCCAAGGAGACCUUUGGGUCGCUGGAGGAGACGUCGCCACCGCCCUGCUGGAACUCGGUGACAGACUCGCUGCUGCUGGUGCACGAGCGCUACGAGCAGAUCUGCGAGUUCUACAGCCGGGCUAAGAAGAUGAACCUCAUCCAGAGCCUCAACAAGCACCUGCUGAGCAACCUGGCGGCCAUCCUGACGCCGGUAAAGCAGGCGGUCAUCGAGCUGAGCAACGAGAGCCAGCCCACCCUGCAGCUCGUGCUGCCCACCUACGUCAGGCUGGAGAAGCUGUUCACGGCCAAGGCCAAUGAUGCAGGCACUGUCAGCAAGCUCUGCCACCUCUUCCUGGAGGCACUCAAGGAGAACUUCAAAGUGCACCCCGCCCACAAAGUGGCCAUGAUCUUGGACCCGCAGCAGAAGCUGCGGCCCGUGCCGCCCUACCAGCACGAGGAGAUCAUCGGCAAGGUGUGUGAGCUCAUCAACGAAGUGAAGGAGUCCUGGACUGAGGAGGCCGACUUCGAGCCCAGCGCCAAGAAGCCCCGCUCCACCACCGGUGAAAACCCCACAGCUCAGGAAGACGACCGGCUUGGAAAGAACGAAGUGUAUGAUUACCUGCAGGAACCCCUCUUCCAGGCCACCCCUGAUCUCUUCCAGUACUGGUCGUGCGUCACCCAAAAGCACACGAAACUCGCCAAGCUCGCCUUCUGGCUCCUGGCAGUUCCAGCUGUGGGGGCCAGAAGUGGGUGUGUAAAUAUGUGUGAACAAGCACUUCUAAUCAAAAGGAGACGGCUGCUCAGUCCGGAAGAUAUGAACAAACUCAUGUUUCUCAAAUCCAACAUGCUUUAAGACUUCGGGGGAGAAACAAGAACAAAAAGAGAAAAAAGUGAAGAGAACAUUAGGAAAAAAACACACACACACAACACUGUCACAAACAAAGAAAAGGAAUUUAAGUUCUAAACACUGUGGACCUCAUUAUAAAUGCCCCCUGGAAACUUAAGUGCUUUUUCUCCCUCUGUGUGUGUGUGUGUGUGUGUUGUGUGUACGCGCAUGCGUGUACACACCCACACGUGUGUGUGCAUAUUCGAAUGCACAUGCUGUGUUCAUGGGAGUGGGUGGGCUCUGUGCUAAUGUGUGUGGCCAGAGAAGCUUCCCACGCAUGUGCACACACACAACCCUGGUGCACGCGCACAUGCCUGUUUGCAGUCGCGUGUGCAUUGAACUGGGUGUGUCAGGAAAGCUGAGCGACUGUGAAAGGGAGACGUUUCACCUCCUUUUCUCAGUGAGGGGGCUUUAAAGACUGUUUUCAGGUGUGCAGAUUGGUAGAAAGCUGAUGUUGUGAAAUGUUCAGGCAGCUGAGAUCUGAAGUGACUUGACACUCUGCCCUUCACCCCUAUCUCCCGUCUCCCUGUCUGCCCCUGCCCCUGCCCUGGCCUUCCCCCCCAGCCCCAGCUGCUCUGCCAUGGAUUCUCCAAGCUGCAUCAGAUGGACGGUUUCUGCACUGGACUUUGUUUCUCGUUCACCUUCAGGGCAUUGAGCUGCUGCCUUCAUGAUACCCCUUGGGUGUCCCGGGGCAGCGCCUUAGAAACACAUCUAUCUCCCCAGAUCAGGAAAGGAGACUUUUAAGAAUAUAAAGCUGACAUUUUACUUUUUAAUAUAAGAGAGGAAAAAAGAAAAGACAUUUUCAGAAAAGUAUAGACACUGUCUCCACUCCUUAAUAAUUUUGUUUCCUGACAUUAUAGCAAUUUUUACCUAGUUUGAGGGAUUUGUUUUAAUUCUUCAAAUUUGAUUUAGACUCUGCUAGGAGGCACUGAAUGUCUAUAACUUAUGUUUUUUGGAGUUUGGUUUUUACUUUGCCCCUUUUGUCCUCGAAUCACACUGUAAACUAGCUCAUCUCAGUGGUACACUCAGUACGCUAAGGUUUUUCUCAGCCUUCCCUGUGAAGUUCUGUUCUCACGUUUUGGGCAGCCAAGACCAAGAUCUUGUCUGUACUGUUUAGAGACCGGGGUGGGGGAUGAGUCACAGAUUCCACAGAUGCUGUGGGGUUUGGCAGAAGCCAUAGGGGAAGCAGUUGGCUUAGGAGCCCUGAAUAUAAGUGAAGAGCCACCCUCCUGGUCCACCGUGUCUAGUACUGCGAAUGUCUGCUUUCUGUACAUUACACUACUCGCCACCUCUCCGACCCUUACCGUUCUGCAGGGACUCCUGAGUUGAUCUGUAAUCACAUCCACCACACCUCAGACCCGCCACAGCCUCUCUUCCCUUCCGAGAACCCAAAGGGUUCUGCAGUCCCCAUAUGUACCUCAGACUUCUUUCCAGGACAGUGGUUGAGCGUGGUCCCUUGUGGGCCAAACAGUUGAUAUUCCAAGGGUGGCAAGGCAUUCAUCUUGAUGUUGUGAAAGGUGUCAUUAGGCUCUUCUCUCCUGUUCCCUAGCCAUUGCAAUUUAGGUUCUGCAGGCAUGGUCCAAUGCCAAAAGGGAAGCAUGCACCCCACUCCCUUCAUGAGAGGUGGUACCAUCAGGGUCGAUGCCCAACCCUCAUCCCACCUACCAGUGGAUAAAGUGCUAGUGGUCCCAUGUGGCCCAGUGACCAUGGCCGUGGGACAGGGCUGGUCACACUAAGGGCUACAGGCUGAGAAUGACUACCAUUGUAGGGAGCUAUUUUUGCAAAGGCACCUUCUGCCAUCCUGGGGGUUGGCUGAGUCAACUCCACCCCUUCCCAGUAAUAAAACCUUACUCAACUGCAAGAUACCUCGACUACAAAGAGCACUGUACUGCAGCCCUCUCCCUGGGUCUGUGGCAGGAGAAGGAAUGAAGUUGUUUGAAAAACUCAAGAAGACUUAGGAUCGUGGCCCCAAACCCUGCCCCAGGGGCCAAGCCUGCACACUAUGCCUCAUGAGAACUGACCCAGCUCUCCCCUCCAGAGUCUUGAACAUACAGAGAUGGCUCAAACUGGACCAUCUCCCCCAUUUGCCCCCAGUAAGCCGUGGUCUCAGGAACCGCCCUGCCAUCUAUUUCCUCUCCUGCAGAAGUUCUAGGUUUUUCCUACUGGGGCCCAUUCUCAAAUGAGCCUCCAUCUACACUGGAGCAGAAACAGGGAGAAGUUUGAACAGGAACCUGAUGUCACUUCCUAGAGAGAAUGGAAACAUCAACAGACUUCAGUUGGACUUUUGGGGGCAUCCCAGGUGGCCUCGAGGUUGCUGGUGAUGGGCAGACACUUGCAGCAGAAGCCUCACUUGUGCCAGGGAAGGUGCCAUGACCUGAAGACUUAAACACACAAGGAGGAUUGGAGCUGCCCACUUCAUGGGAACAGAGCCUUGAAGCCCAUCCUCCCACUGCUUGGAGCAGAACUGUGCUGGGGGUGUCCCAUUGUUGGGCCAUUUUAUUGAAAACUGGGCAUUUCUCUUUUCUUGUAAAGCCAUCAGAAGCCAAGCCCCAGAUGUGCAUUGAGACCACUCACCAUUCUCUGGAACAUGAGAUGUCUGCCCUCCAGAAACAAAGAGUAAGUCCUAUCUAAUACCUGUUCAUAGGUUGUCACCUCCUGUCCCAUGUUCCUUUCCACCUCAGUUCAGUACACGGGGGUGGGCUUACCCCCUGCAGGUUUCCUGUGAGUGCCACUAGGUACCCAGAAAUCUGUCUUCGGGGGCUGCUUAGUCCAGGUAGAUAAUGGGAUGGCAGGUAGUCAUUUCUUUCUUGCAACCUCUGUUUUCCCCAGAAACUAGUGUCACAAAUAGGAAAGGCUGUAUCAAGGUGCCCUCUCAGUCUGCUUUCUCACACAGGCUGUUCUGAAAGUGCAAAUCCUACGCAACCAACAGCUUGAUAAAACCCAAAGAUCUCACAGGUCCAACCACUGGCCCCCUUUGUCUCCAGCAAUAUCCACCUUACCAAAUUCUAGUUCAGCCAAAGGAUUGAGACCAGUCGUUCCAGCUCAUCUCCUAGUGCCUGACCUGGCCUUCACUUUUGGAAGGAUUUUGUCAUCUCCUCCCACCCCCCAGGUCUGAGACCACCGCAGGUCUAUCUACCACAGGCCUUUGGGGACUUAGGGAUGAGGAAGUUGGGCCCUUUCUACCAUAUUUUCAGCAGGUCAAGGUGGUUGCCUGCUGAUUAGGGUCAGCUCACCUUAAGCCACAUGAUUCCCAGAACAGAAAUGGCCUUCGUUUUGAUAUCCACAGACCCAAGAGGGGAGGGGAAGAAAAUACAUCCCCACUUAGCAAGUCUGUUUCCCCCUUAACUAAGGUCAGCUUGCUUCAAGAACAAAGUCCAAGCCAAGGACCGCAGCAUCAUGGCUGGCCCCUUGGACUUGGAAUGGCCCAAGAGGUCCACCAAGAGCAAGGGCACCAUCCCCGUCACACAUGGAUUUCCUUGUCCCAGUUCUUUGUCUCCUGAUGUCUAGGCCGGCCCAGCCAGGUCUCCCUCCAGUGUCAUUUAGAAAUCAAAAAACGAAAUAAGUGCCACCUGAGCCAAACUGGCUGUGCUUCUCUGGGGGAAGACAGAGGUCACCUACUGUGUCACAAACAAGGAAGCUUCAGCACCAUCCCACUUGGGAGUUGCAUGCUUGGUAUUUGGGGAUUGGCUCCUUGGCUGGGAAAAGGGUACUGAGGUUUCCUGGCAAGGACUGAAGAGCUGUCCAGUGACACACGUGAGAAGCUGUGGGUCUCCAGGAUUCUAGGAAGACACCAGGUGUGUACACUGGCAAAGAGUCCUCUGGGUUUGACCUUUUAUCUCUGGCACUUUCAAGAAACACCAGAGAAGAAUUCCGUAGGGUAUGUUUUCCACUGUGAAGCUGAACCUCUGUCUUUAGGAGUCCCCUGUUCUUGAGCAAUGCCACCUGCUUCCCCUGGACUUGGGCUGGACGCCUUGAAGAGUGGGCACCGGGAGGCGUAUCAAGGAUCUAGCACAUGCUCUCUGGGAAGAUGGGAUGUGGAGGGAGAAGGGAGGGCCUAUGAGAUGGCCCAACAGAGGACAGUGCCCAGAUCUUGUCAUCAUGACGGAUGUGCUCAAAGAGAAAAUGCACCUGAUGGGCGACCAAGUCCAUGGCUUUGCCCUUGCUGUGGGAAUGGCGGCAAUGUCUGUGUCUCUGGGAUGCAACUGGAGGAGGGCUCGUGGGAAGGUGAAUGGUUUAGACCGAACCAAGAAACUUAAGUAAAGCCCAGCUGUCCCCUGGAGCCAGUGGAAGGAGCUCUUGUCCUGGCCAGCUGGGCCAGUGGGAGAACUGGGAAGGAGGCUGUCCUCCCUUCACUGUGGCUAAUGUUUGCUAGGCCAGUUAUGGCGAACCAAUGAUACAGUGUUUUCCCUCUUCUGUUCCCCUCCUAGUUUCCCCCUUUCGGGGUUUUCUAGGGGAUUUCGUUGUCGUAGUUGUUGUUUUUCUUCCUCUCUCAUUUGGGUUUGAGGAUAGUGGUCAUGGGAGCCCUUUGCUGAAGGAUCCCUGUGGUCUCUGAAGAGGUGCCUGCUGCGAGUGAAGAUCGCCAGGUCCCUGUUGGACAUGUUCAUGCCCCCACCAACCACCACAGGUGUCGCUUUAAGGAUUCGAUUCCUGUAUGGGGAAAGAUUGGCUGGGUUUGCAGCUCCGGUCCCACCCUCCUGUAUGUCUCAGUGGGCACCUUGACUCUUCAAACCAAAAUUCCUUAAAGGGGCACAGCCCAGCCUUGUCUGCAACCUCAGGAACCUGGCAUUCCUGCAGCACUUCCCAAAGUCCAGGCUGGCACAGACUACAUAGUCUGGGGCCUGCUGGAAGGAGGCACUCCUCCCACAACCCAGGUGCCAGCCAGUCUCUGCCUAGGACCCUCCCUCUGGCCCGGCCAGGCUUCCCAAGUGAUGAGUGAGCAAGGUCGUGGACUGACACGGGGCUGGGCCUCGGCCAGUUGGGAGAAUGCAAGGGCCACGCUGUGGGGUUGGGGACCCCCAGACCCCAGGCACCUCCUCCAGGGCCAUUCAGAUCCCAGGCAUCAGGAAAUCAUUUUUUUUAAACAACCUGAAGCAGAGAUAUUUUUUAAAAAGCGUAAAUUAUUUUGAGUUUUCUGAUCCUACCUUUUCCUUUUCACGUCAGUGAAUUUGUUCACAUCAGGUAAAUCUUGAGAAAGCCUUGGUGCCCUCCCCCCCCCACUCAGUAACCACGUGCGUGCACACCCACCCUUUCUCAGUAGUUAAGACGUUCUAGGCAAUACCAUAGACACAUCUGACUGUGUCUCUCUCUCUUCGACUGCAAGAAACUCAAGUCAUCUUAAAAAAAUACAAAAAAAAAUUUACAAAAAAACAAACACAAAAAAAUAUCUUUUUUAGGCCAGAGUUUUCUACAGGUAUUAAUGAAUAUUUUUCUUAAUCCUUAUAAGUUUUAUGUGUUUAAUAUUUCUUAAUACCGGUAGCAUUAAUUUAUACUUUUGUAGCAACACAAUAUUUUUAUAAACAGCCAGUGCUUGGCUCAAGUCUUCACGAGGGGUUUAUGCAGGGCCAUCUUGGGGACCCUGUGUACCAUGUACUGUAUUUAAAAAAAAAAAGUUACCUAGUGUCACACUUGCUGUGUUAAAGUUGUGUGCGGUCUCCUGUAUUGUUGGUGUGGAUCCAACAGCUCUCCAAGGAGUCAAUUGCAUGGGGGUUGAGUUGACAGUUCUUGUGAUAUGCAAACCCCCGAGACCAAACUUGAGGGUUCAUUUAGGGUUUUCUGUUUGUCCUUCGGGGUUUUGUUUGACUUAUGUUUUGGUACUGUUUCUCCAUGUACAGCCAAAUCAGUUUCAUGAUGUUUAAAACUUUUACUGAUGUCAAAUGGAGGAAAGGAAUAGAGAAAAAAAAAAAUUUUUUUUUUUUUUACAAAGUAAUAAAAGUUUAAAACUGAGCUGUUUAAAUGUUACUGUUUUCUACCUGUGUCUGUUUUUGUCCAAAAGUGGAACAUUCCCAAGGGAGAAGAGGAAGGUUCCAUUGGGUUCCUUAAAUCACCAAAAGCCCCAGCCCAAGAUUCAGUACCUCCCCCAGCCCCUGAAUUCUUGCAACAUUAUUUCCCAGUUGGUUGACGCCAAGGCAAAAAGACGCCCUUUUAAUGGUUAGAGAGGAUCAGUUGCAUAAAUGAUUUCAUGUCAGUGUUGUAUUUAUGGUUUUACAAUAAAACGACCUUUAGGAAGA